AUGGCUUCUUCUUUCUCCUUCGCCUCCCUCCCCAUGGUUCUGCUGCUGCUGCUUCUUCUCCACGGCCAGUCGUCCUCCGCCUACGUCGAGCAGACCUGCAGCGACGCGUCGAAGAGCGACCGGCGGGUGAACUACGACUUCUGCGUCAACCGCCUGUACAAGAGCCCUUGGUCGACGGAGGCAGACACGUGGCGGCUUGCGCAGAUCGCCGCCGAGCUCGGGCUGAACACCACGGAGGUCGGGAAGAGCAAGAUGGACGAGCGGGUGCCGUCCGAGCGGGACGCGGCCGUGAAGGCGCUCCUCGAGGCUUGCUCGACCAACUACGACGACAUGGGGACGGCGUUGGCCAAGGCCGACGACGGCAUCCGGGCGAGGGACUACGGCUUGGCGAAGGGGCUGCUGACGCAGGCCAUCCGCAUGGGGUCGCAGUGCGGGAGCAGCUUCUCCAAAGCCGGAAAGGCGGCGCCGGCGGUCGUCGCUCAGCUCGACAGCGAGGGCGUCAACUUGUCUAUCUUGUGUUACGCCAUCACCAACUUGCUGAAGUAG
Zingiber officinale is the source of this 546-nucleotide messenger RNA. Its product is annotated as pectinesterase inhibitor 8-like. The record is from RefSeq and is a predicted model, not a curated record. Gene Ontology annotation, molecular function: enzyme inhibitor activity. Bases 1 to 546 code for a protein of 181 amino acids. Lineage: Eukaryota; Viridiplantae; Streptophyta; Magnoliopsida; Zingiberales; Zingiberaceae. The transcript has a single exon.